Messenger RNA from Cynara cardunculus var. scolymus (artichoke), 841 nucleotides. RefSeq lists its product as uncharacterized. The transcript has a single exon. The record is from RefSeq and is a predicted model, not a curated record. NCBI's taxonomy places the organism in Eukaryota, Viridiplantae, Streptophyta, Magnoliopsida, Asterales, Asteraceae. The coding region runs from base 80 to 571 and encodes 163 amino acids.
UCAACGAUAUCAGAACUUCACCGGAAAAGAUUUUUGAGAGAGCGAUCGAUCGAAAAUUGUUCUUGUUUAAUCCAUCGUUAUGGCGGCAUCGGAGAGCUACUUCGCUAGACCAAACUACGGGUUCCUAUCAGGCGAAAGGAACGGUUCUGUCGGAUCGGAUUCAAUGUUUGAGCUUGACGAAUCCGACGUCUGGAACGUAUCGGUGUCGCCUGAGUUGCGUAAGACGGUGCCGAGUUCGCGGAUCUCGAAGAGGUCUUCAUCGGUGGCGGUGAAGCGAGGAGAGGUUAGGGGAAUGGCGUCGUCCCUGCCGGUCAAUGUUCCGGACUGGUCUAAGAUACUGAAGGAAAAUUACACGGAGAAUCGGAGGAGAGACAGUGAGGAUGAUGAUUUUGAUGAUGAUUAUAACUGCGGAGGAUUCGGUUCUGGAGAUCGGAUUCCGCCGCAUGAGUUUCUGGCGAGGACGAGAAUGGCGUCAUUUUCCGUUCACGAAGGAAUCGGAAGGACGUUAAAAGGACGAGAUCUGAGCAGGGUGCGAAACGCAAUUUGGGAAAAAACCGGGUUCGAAGACUAACAGUCAUCUACUUUCCAUUUCUUAACUAAAUAUUUGCGGAUUCAAGAGAGAAAAUUGCAUAGAUAAUUUAUGAUCAGCAUUGUAACUGCCGUUUUUGAGCCCUAAUUUGUUGAUCCGUCCAACGAUCAUUUCGUUUUGAUCUGAUUUUGGUGAAUCCGUUUCCAUGACAAGCAUCGGAGACGAUUGAUAGUUGAUUAAGAAUGUAAAUUCGGGAUUUUGAUAUGAAUUGAAAAUUAAAUUUGUGGUUUGAAGUUGGAUUUUACAUUUACA